Molecule: messenger RNA, 5406 nt
Organism: Synchiropus splendidus (mandarinfish)
Lineage: Eukaryota; Metazoa; Chordata; Actinopteri; Syngnathiformes; Callionymidae
Gene: cc2d2a
Product: coiled-coil and C2 domain containing 2A
Exons: 39
Coding region: 303-5129 (1608 amino acids)
Biological process (GO): non-motile cilium assembly; protein localization to ciliary transition zone
Cellular component (GO): ciliary transition zone
Source: RefSeq, a predicted model, not a curated record
AAGUGGCUUGUAUCGUUACUAGGCAGCGGGAAUGGCGUCCUCCGAGCUUGUCUUACUUUAAGUACAAAUUAGCUUAUUAAUUACGUUAUAGUUAGUUUACAGCUCCUCGUUUUUACAGCUCCUCGUUUUGUAUCACUAGGAUUGGAGUUUUUGUCGAACUGGAUUCCCCAAGCGACAUUCGUGAGAGGCUCCGACAGAAGCGUCGAACGCUGCAGGAAACACUGGUUAAAAACAGAAAUGACGAUGACGUCCAGGCAUUGGUCCCAUCUCCCAAGGUCAGGGGUGAGAAACAACACAAACAAAUGAAGGAACCCCAAACUGUUGAAGAAGAUCUUGGAGAAACUCUUAAAAGAACUUUAAGAGCUCAGAGAGAAAAAAGAAAAAAAAGGUUGAUAGAACAGUCUGCAGUUCAGGAGUCUGACGAUGUUGAGGAGUUCACAACAAUUGAGCAGCGCAGUAAAGAAGAAGAAGCAUCUGAACGCUCCAAAGACGCAAUUGUUUUGUCAAAACCUCCAACUGGCUCUCAAUCUGGUGUCUCAUCAAUAAGUCGGCGAAUAACCAGCUCUCAGGAAUUAGACACUGUGGUGACCCGACGCUUGGAGGAGAAACUGAAAGCGGCCCGGUCUAAAGGGGAAAGUCUUCAGGAGCAGGAGGCGUCUUUUGACAUUCCCAGUCGUCUGCAGAGUCUCAGAGACAGAGAAACUGUAACAAGGUUUGACAGAGGGGAUGAUGUGGACAGAGAUGGAAAAGCUGAGGCUCCUUUGCCCAUCAGUGGCAGAGUCAAGAUCAGAGAAGCAGCCACACAAGUAGUUAAAGGCCUUCCAACUGCAGAGGAGGCUUAUAACUUCUUCACAUUCAAUUUCGAGCCUGAUCCUCAAGACAUAAGUGAAAGGAUUCACAGGAAAAGUAAAAAGAAGCACAGCAGAGACAAAGAUGGAAGCGAUGAAGAUGAUGACCAGGACGGUGUUGUUGAUGAAGAGCGCCAUGGAGGGAGUGAAGAGCAUAAUGAAGAAGCCCCUCUCAUGCGUGAUGACGAUGAGGAUCUAUUUGCCAUUGAACGUUCUACCCGUGACUACUUAGAAGUGAGAAAAGCGCAUUAUGUUGGAUAUCAAAAACGUGUCCAACAAGAGAGUGAACUUCUCUUCAAGCCGAGUUAUCGAGCAGUCCCAGUUUCUGUCAAGUUGCCUGAAAAUAUGAAACCUCGAUACCUGGAGGAUGAGGGACUUUAUGUGGGCGAGAGGCCGGCUGUAUCUCUGACCAAUGAGUACAUUCUGGAGAAUCGCUUAUUGAAAAUGGAGGAGGGGAAGAAGUGGUUUGGCGAUGAUGGCAGGAUCAUGGCUCUUCCUGACCCCAUCAAAGAGUCAUCCACAAGACCCCCUCUUUUCCACAUGGUGGACGACCUUGAUCCUGCACUGCAAACCGUUUACAGAAAGGCUGUGCAGUGCCAACAGGAAAAUCUGUAUAUUGCGGGUGCCACCGACCCAGAGGGAGAUUACCAGCUUGAUGUUGAUGUCUCCGGACUGAUCUUCUCUCACCACCCACUCUUCAGUCGUGAACAUGUUCUGGGGGCCCGUUUGGUGCAGCUAUAUGAUCAGCAUCUCACCAGGCAGAAAAAUAACCUCACAGGUCAUCUUACCGAUAAAUUGAAUGGGCUGCGGUGUGCUCUGAGGAACAUGCUUGAGGUUCAUCAUGGACAGAGCCUCACUCAGGGCAUGCAGCAAAGAAUAUCCGAAUAUAGUCAGGAGGUUCGGAACACCCGCCAGCUCCGGGACUGUGAGCAGGAAAAAGACCGUAUUCUAUUGAAGAACCUAGUUAAGGUAUGGAAGGAGCUGAAGGCCCUGAGGGAGUUUCAGAAGUUCACCAAUACACCUUAUAAGCUCUACCUAAGAAGAGAAAACGUUGAUCAAUUGUUGGACGAACGUGAGUAUGAAGGUGAAAUCCUGGCAGAAAUCGUAGAAAUGGAGGCUGAGACAGAUGAGGAAUACCAGAGGAAGUUGUCUGAGUAUAACGUUCAAUUUGAGGAGUGGAAGAUCUGGAAAAGAAAGCAGCGAGGCAAAAAGAAGAAAAAAAAGAAGAAGAAAGGGCAACCACAUGACACAGAAGAAGAUGAAGACCAGGAAGCGAGUGAAUCCGAGGGGGUUGUUGGUGAAGGCCCCUCAAAGCCAGAGCCACCAGUGAGGCCGGACUUUGAUUCUCUAGAACAGCAGGUCCGUGAGAAAGCCUCUCGAAUACGCAGGAAACCUGGAGAACCUAUACUGAUCCCAGAGCUGUCUGCUUCUGGAAACAUCUCUGCCAGUGACGUCUGCCCCCGAGCGGAAAUUGCUCGAAGAGAGGAUGUUUUAAGACGCUCACUUUUUAUCAAGAUUCUGUACAACGACAAAGAAGUGUCCAGAACUGUCAGUCGACCCCUAAAUUCAGAUUUUAGGGUACACUUUGGUCAAAUUUUCAAUCUUAAAAUUGUUAACUGUCCCAGAAGCAUCAAUUUGCAGGUAUUUGAGGAGUCUGGCUCUUACUGCUCCCUCCUCGCUCAAGUCUAUGUACCAGUACCGGAGUCUUCUGUGGUUGCCGGAAGUGCCCCCAUUGAAGAAUUCGAGUUCAGCAGCCACCAGAGAGUCAUGUUUGACCACGAGGGAGUGGGAAGUGAUGUGCCGCUGUCUUUUGAGGCAGAUGGCAGUAAUAAACAGAUCCUAUUCACUUCUGGCAAAGUAUCAUCCUCUGUGUCCUGGGCAGUAGGAGAGGAAGGUGUUCCACUUGCUCCUCCCAUGUCUCAGCACCCCAGUGCUAUGCACAGCGGUUUAGGACAUCUUGAUGCCGUGUCAUAUAUUGGGGCCUCUGGCCUGUAUGACAUGAAGAAAAUCAGUGAGUGGGCCACGCAGUCAAGACUGGACCCCAAUGAUCCAAAAAAUGCCUCUAUCAUGCAGCUCUUGAAAGUCGCAACAAGUGGACAAGUCACAGCUCCCGAAUAUUUCCGCCUGGAGCAGCUUCAGGAAGAGUUUAACUUUGUGACUGAUGAAGAUUUGGAGAUGUCCAAAAGGUUUCGUCUGCUUACCUUGAGGAACCAAGAAGUGGCCGAGUUUCGGAAUUACAAGUGUGUUCCUGCAGUGGAACGAGAAGUCACUGAUAAAGUGUUCCAUGAGUAUGAGAAGAGGCUGAAAGAAGGAGAGACUAUUGACACCAAAGAGCAUCUGGAUUCCCACAGAGCUUUGAUCGCUAAAUAUCUUCAGAAGAUUCGAGAGUCUGUAAUAAACAGGUUCCUUCUAGCCAAGCAUCACUACCUUCUGUCUGACCUGGUAAUAGAGGAAGAGAUUCCAAGCAUUGGUGGUGCAGGUACUGGCCUUCUCGGGCUGAAUCUUUUCAAGCUGGCUGAACCCAAGCGACCCUUGAAACCUCUGAGGAAGGAAAGAAAAAAGGUCACCGCUCAGAAUCUCUCUGACGGUGACAUUAAACUGCUGAUCAACAUUCUCCGAGGCUACGAUAUCCCCAUCCGCCGACCCCCGAGCAUGAAGCCAGGACAGCAGACGCAGAGUGUCAUGCAGGACAGUGACUGGCUGUUCAGCCAGGUACAAGUGAGGCCAUUUGUGGAGGUUUCCUUUCAGCGCACAACGCUACAAACAACCACUGCUGAUGGCCCAAACCCUUGCUGGAACGAGGAGCUGCAAAUGCCCUUCAGUGCUCCAAAUGGAGACUACAGCACUGUCAGCUUGCAGUCCAUCAAGGAUGAUGUUUACGUCAACAUUUUUGAUGAGGUGGUUUAUGAGACUGGAGUGCGAGAAAAAGAUCGUGGAAAAGCUCUACACACCCGACUGGAGAAGCACUGGCUGGGCUCAGUGAAAAUUCCCUUCAGCACCAUCUACUCUCAGUCCAGGAUCGAUGGGACGUUCAAGGUGAACACCCCCGCCGUGCUGCUGGGCUACAGCAAGGAGCGCAGCUACGGCAAUAACGGGUUUGAACCGUUACGAAGCCUGGUGGAGGGAACGUUCAUCACUCUGUUCAUCACCAUUGAGCCUCAGCUUGUUCCUGGCGAGUCCAUUAGAGAGAAGUUCGACAGCCAAGAGGACGAGCGUUUACUGCAAGCGUCUGAGAGGUUCGAGAGAGAAGCAUCCCAGCGCUUCCCUGACCGGCCUUGUAUCACCACUGUCAUCGACCUCAACGGAAAAACUGUUUUCAUCACACGCUAUGUCCGGCCGCUCAACCCUCCUCAGGAGCUCUUGGACGCCUUCCCCAACAGUCCUGCUGACACCACAGCUCUGGUCGCCAGAUACGUCUCCCUCAUCCCGUCUCUGCCUGACAGGGUUUCAUUUUCAGGCGCCUGUGAUCUCUGGAGCACCUGUGAUCAAUUCCUCACGCUUCUGGCUGGAGAUGAAGAGGAACACGCAGUGCUCUUGUGUAAUUAUUUCCUUUCCAUGGGCAAAAGGGCGUGGCUCAUUAUUGGCACUGCCAUACCAGAGGGACCUACCGCCUAUGUUUUGACCUACGAGCAAAGCCGAUAUUUGAUAUGGAACCCCAGCAGUGGCCAGUUUUACGGCCAGUACGACACCUUUUGUCCAUUACAAACCGUCGGCUGUCUGGUCAACGCUGACAAUGUUUGGUUUAAUAUUCAACAAUACACUUUACCCAUGAGGAUCAGCUUUGACACCUCAAAAGCUAACUUCUGGAAACCAUUCUUCUCCCGAUCGUUCUCCCACCCUGGCUUGUCCAGUGUUCAGCCAGAGGAACUGACGUAUCGACGCACAGACAAAGCUGCUGCAGCGGAACUUCAGGACAGGAUUGAAAAAAUCUUGAAGGAGAAGAUCAUGGAGUGGCGUCCUCGUCACCCGACCCGCUGGAACCGUUACUGCACCACCACCCUCAAACAGUUCCUCCCAAAACUCGAGCUCACCAGUGGGCGGAACGUGGCCGAGGACCACCGCCAUGAGUUGCAAAACCUUCUGGGAGACAACAAGAUUUCUGGAUUCCCACUCCACCUUCCGUUCUCUGAAGUCCAGCCCAUUAUAGAGGCCGUGUACAGUACAGGGGUUCACAGUGUCCAAGCCUCCAAUGUCGAGUUCGCCUUAGCUGUCUAUGUCCACCCCUACCCAAAUAACGUGUUGUCAGUGUGGGUGUACUUGGCCUCGCUGGUACGUAUGUAACUCAAAAGCCUUCACAAAUUCAAGUUCUGGUUUCUUAGAAAAAAAAUGAACGACUGCCAGAACCACCUUUUGAUGCAAAUAUUUCUGCAGCCUGUAAAUGUCAAUUCUGAAUAUCAAAACACUUUUGUUUAUAAGUAAAUAUGUGUAGUAAGUGUAUACAAACUGUGGGCCACUUUAAUGAGUCACAAAGAACUUUUUUUUACACAGCUUUUCAUAGCAAGUUUCUUGAUGUUCAAUGUCUUUUGUGCUGAUGCUUUAUAAAAACAAUUCAAAAAAC